UCCUGGUCGUUUCUCUUUGCACUAAGAAAUAAGGAAAAUAUACCACAAAAACUGGAACACAAACAUACGCGUUUGGGCGAGAGAGAUAAGGGUUAAAAAGAACAUUUGGAGAGUUUCACUAUGGAAGAAAAUGAUCACAGCAACAGAGAUGUGGAGCGCCAGGACUCGGGCGAUGAGUCCAAUAGAGCUAUUCUGCCCCUGUUGCAGGCUCCUGGAAACCUACUGCCUCACAGAAUCACCAACUUUUACAUCGACAACAUUUUGAGACCAGACUUUGGUCGCAGGAAAGAAGGAAUCAGUCGCGACGAAAUUAAUAUAGUAGAAAGAGAGAACCGCUGUCCAGGGCAGGUAGGAGCUCCAGUGUCAGGGGAAGGAACCUCGAGCCCUCAUCCAGUGAGCGCGUCUAAAAAAACUGAUAUUACCGCGGACGCACCUCUGAAACCCCGUGCAGAGACUGGAGAUCAAUGUUUAAGCUCAGAUUCGGAUUGCUCGCAAAGUAACGCUGCGCAGACGAACCAACCAAUACUUUGGCCGGCUUGGGUAUAUUGCACAAGAUAUUCAGACAGACCUUCAUCAGGACCGAGAUCCCGCAAACCAAAGAUGAACAAUCCAACUAAGGAAGACAAGCGUCCGAGAACAGCCUUCACAGCGGAGCAACUCCAGAGACUCAAGAACGAAUUCCAGAAUAACCGUUACCUGACGGAGCAGAGGAGACGAGCUUUGGCCCAGGAACUCGGCCUCAACGAGUCUCAAAUCAAAAUCUGGUUUCAAAACAAAAGAGCGAAGAUUAAAAAAGCGUCGGGGAGCAAAAACUCACUUGCAUUGCAUCUGAUGGCACAAGGACUAUACAAUCACGCCUCAGCAACAAAGGACGACAAAUCAGACAGUGAUUAACGUGAAGGACAGGACAUCUGAAAUGCAAUAAUUCUAAACAAGGGCCAGUGUACAAAAUACCAGCAUUAAACGGAUGAAAACUUUAUGUAUGAGAUUUGAU
Sinocyclocheilus rhinocerous is the source of this 994-nucleotide messenger RNA. Its product is annotated as homeobox protein engrailed-2b-like. Gene Ontology annotation, cellular component: nucleus. The transcript has 2 exons. Gene Ontology annotation, biological process: multicellular organism development; neuron differentiation; regulation of transcription by RNA polymerase II. Gene Ontology annotation, molecular function: RNA polymerase II cis-regulatory region sequence-specific DNA binding; DNA-binding transcription factor activity, RNA polymerase II-specific. Lineage: Eukaryota; Metazoa; Chordata; Actinopteri; Cypriniformes; Cyprinidae. The coding region runs from base 121 to 894 and encodes 257 amino acids. The record is from RefSeq and is a predicted model, not a curated record.